GUUCAGUAUGUCUUUGGGAUCUCUUGUGAGAAGAUCGUGAGUGAUCAUGUGGUUGAAAGUCUUUGGAAUUUUCGCGAUCGUUGGAUUUUUAGGGGUGUCUACAGUGUCCCAGGAUCUGCAUCCUUUUCAUCAUCUUCUUCGGAGUGAUUCAGAGGAUUCUGUGUCACUGUAUAAAGUGAAUUUAACAACCAAAAGUGGGAUCGUCAAGUCUGGAUUUGAAAACAUUGUUCAGAUUUCCAUGGAAAUGAUCGUGCAACAAUAUAAGAACAACACAAUCUUCGUGAGGGCAAUUGUAGAAAAUGAAUCAAGAUGGAAAGUAAAAUCGUUUGAUGUUAAGGAGAAUCUUGUGGAAAAUGAUCACCAAAACAAAAGUUUUCAAUUUCUCCUAACGAAGGAAAGAAAUUUAAUUCCCCAAAAGGAUGAAGAAGAUUUAAAUGCCAGGAAAGCUUUGGCUGGAGUUUUAUCCAUUGAUUGGGAAGCAUUGAAAAAGAAUGAAGCAUCAAAUUUUCUAAACAGUCAGGACACGAUCUAUGGGACAUGCAGGGUGAAAUAUUCUGUGAAUAGGGGUGAAAAUCUCUCAGUAGAGCUAAAUUUCGACCCAUCGGAAUGCCACAAUUUUCAAUGGUGGACCCUUACUGAUAACGACAAUGUGGAAAAAAUUGAUGGAUUGCAGAUAAGUAACUCCCGAAAGUUUGAUUUUAUUCAGGACAACAAUGGGAAGAAUUUUCUUAAGAAAUUAACUGCAAAACAACAUGUUUUCUUUACACCUGGCAAAGCAGGAGAAGUUGAACACUUCCUGCACACCUUCUACGACAUCCAGCUGGUUGAAGAUGAAAUAGAUAUUUUAGUGGAAAAACCAUCAAAGGACAUGUUUAAUUUCAAUGAUGUUCAUAAAUUGCAAAUUGUUCCCGAUGAUAGUGGUCUGUUGAUUUUUAAGGAUUUCAGAGAACUCACAUCAUUUUCAGACCGUUCAGAUAGCCGGAAUAUGUCUGAAAUUACUAAAUUAUUCUUUAUGCUAGUAACCUAUAAGGGUGGCGCUAGGAAGAUUUUUAUUAGAACAGACGGGAUGUCAGAUAAAAUGUUAACCAGGGAUAUUGCCAGUAUAGUGGACUAUAUGAAACUCUUCACUGAAGAGGAACUUUUUACUAUUUACAAUGCAACAACAGACACUACUAUAAUACGAAAUUAUAAUGGAGAAGGAUUGAAAUUUUUCCUGGAACUUCUUCCUCUAGUUGGAACCUCCUCUGCAACAAUUUUAACGGCAAAACUCAUUAUGGAUCCAGAAGUAGAAAUAAAUCGAGAGAAGAUGCUCUCAAAAUUGGCAGGAAGCAUCACACAGGCAUCUCGAGAAUCCAUAAAGAUCCUCAAAAAUCUCACAAUGAUGGAAAAUGCUCCUUUGGAAGCUUUUCUUGCUUACAGCAUUGCUGUCUCGGCAAUGUCGAAGAAAACCUCAAAUUGCUACAAAGGAUGCUACUUUUUGCAGAAUGAAAAUGAAGAAAGGCUCGAUGAGGGAUUUCAGUACCUUCUACAGAGGCUCAAUGCAUCUGUGAAUUACAGAGAGCAGGUUGUGCUGGUACAAGCUAUUGGGAAUCUUUGUUACUAUAAAACAUUUGAAGCUCUCAAGAGCUUUAAAAGCUCAAAUAAGGAUCUGUUGAUUCACAUUAUGUACGCUUUGGGAAAGUCUCAAAUGGACUCUGCCAACUACGUGGAAUACUUUACUAAUUUAAUUAAGCAGGACUUACCAACAGAAGCGAGAUCAGUAGCUGUGAGAUUGCUCUUGGAGCAUAAAUACUGGGAUCUCAAUUUUGAGGCAUUAACAAAGAGAAUUUAUGCGGAAAAGGAUCACGAAUUGUACAAUAUGUUCAUUUCUUCUGCGGAAAUUUUUGUAGAACAUUUAAAUGUUGAGCAGAAUGCUAAUAGAAUGCUCAGACGUUUGGAACCUGAUGCCAGAUCACGUAGAUUCUUCUUUAGAGCUAAAAAAGAUCAACUAGGUCAUCUUGCUCUAUCCGGACACAUAAUCUUCGACAAUACAACAAAAGGAUUCAAACAACUACGGGUGGAUAUUGUGAAAUAUACGUACUUUGAGUACGUUGAAUUGUACUCAUUUUUCCUUCGUGUAUCCGAUGUAGCACCAAUAAGUCAGCUUAACAAUAUUGGAGAAGAUUUCUUCAAGCAGAAGAACUUUACCUAUGAAAUAAGCCUGACUAAAGGAUCUCGAACGAUCUUCUCAACAGUCGCUGAAUAUGAUUUUGAGUCUCUGAAGAAAAUUGUGGUGUCCCUUCUGCAAAAUCAUUUUGACGAAAAGGAAAUAUCUAAAAACUUUUCCAUAAAUGACGUUUUCAGCUUAAUUAAUGUGGAUUGUUUCUUCCCAACUGAUUCUGGGAUUUAUGCUCGAGCCUACCACCAAACACCUUUCGCAUUGGACUUUAUGUUGAAGGCAGAUAAGAGAGUUGAAGAUGAAAAGGAUAUUUUUGGAUUAAUCCUCAGAGCUAAUGCUUCGUUGCAGAAUAUUCAAGGAUUGGAAAUUUUGCAGCCUAGCCUAAUGUUUCUUCAAGGAUCACGACAAAUAAUUAAUUUUCAGUUUACAGAGCAAGUAGCCUUGGAUGGGUACCAUGAUCAAAGCAAGGGCUUUAAAAAUUUCCUAAUUUCUAAAAAUAAAACAUUCGAUCCUUUAUUCGGACUACAUUACAAAAAAGACACUGAGGUAUAUUUAAAUUUUCUGAAAAAUACUGAUGAACUUCCAUUGGUAGUUGGUGAGGAUCGUCCGGAUAAAGAGUAUCGAAAGACAGAACUGACAAUGCAAACUUUCAUGGAUAAACUGCAACAACUAUUUCAACAGAGUCUGGAUGAACUGGAACGAAUCAAUCGAUUCGGUUAUUUGAAUGUAACUGAAGAAGAAGUAAAUCCAGAUAAAAUCUCACUAGCUAAAGGAGAUUGGUCUGAUCUUGGCUUGGAGUAUAGCAUAGAAAUGGCCGAUUGCAAAGCUUUCUUUUACAGCUGCAACAUUCCUCAAUCACUUCCUGAAUUGUUCUACAUGAAACCUUUUUCUAAAAUUCUGGUAAGAUCUCCAGGAAAUUUUCUAGCUUCAUUGAUUGAUUACUCCCCAAGAAGUUUCCUUCUUCCAAGCAUUUAUGGUGUCACAUGGAGAGCUCUCGUUUCAUCUAGUAGAGUUUUUGAUACAGAUAAAAUAAGUAUGAGCAUUAAUAAGGGAUUAGUUACAUCGGAAGUGAUCGACAGUCAUGACAAUAAGCGUGUGAAGUACAUGCUUAAUGUGCUGAAUAAUAAAGAAGAUAAUGAAUUACAAAUAGCUAAAAUAACUCCUGGAGCUCCAUCAAAAGCACUCUGUUUAAAAUGGAUUUUCUAUGAUGAAAUGAAAAAGGAAAUUCAAAUAUUUUAUGGUGAAUAUGAAGAACGUAAAAAAGAUGAAGAACAUAUUAAAGGAUAUGAAAAAAAUGAAGAGUACGAAGAAUAUGGAGAAAAUGAUGAAUAUGAAGUAUAUGAAUAUCAAAAUGAUGAAGAAUAUAAAGAAAAUAUCAAAUGUCCUCAAAAUCAGGUAGAAAUUAAAAUUCAGUUAUCAUUCGAUUUUAACUUAGAACAACGUGAAUUGCGUAAAAAGGAUUCUGUUAUCCAUCCUAUGUGUCGUCCUGCUUCGGAAAUUUUUCCCUCUGAGGAAGCAAGGAUCAACUACGGGUGUAUUAAAACCACCACAAUGUACAGGGAUAUAGCAGCAGGACUGCAAUACAAGAAUAUCCCACCAGCAAUUGCUGAUUUCUUCCGCAGCUUAGGAUUCUGGUUGUUCUCCAAUUCCAACAGUUUCCACAAAUCCGCCAAAGGAGCUAAAUCCUCUGAAGCACUUGAUAUUGCUAUUUACCGCCCGAUGCAUUCAGAUGAAGAUUUUGAGAUGACUCUAUCAACUUCGGAGGAUACUUUCGCUGUCAAAGGAUCAUCAAAGUGGUUACUGAUGGGAAAUUCUGCUUUCAAGGGAUUUCGUGAGGUGUUUCAGUAUUUUUUCAUUCAUCCUAUUUGUAGAAUUUAUCCUGAAGAUUUGCCAAAGAAUUCAACUAAUGAAUGGACAUUGUUGGGAAGGAUUAGUGAUAAUGAUGACAAUAUAGAGAUCUUUGGACAGAUCUUUGAACAGGAUCAACUGUCGCUGUAUGUAAAGUUUAAAGAACGAGGAAUUAAAUAUUUUCCAUCCAUUGAUAAAAUAGGAAAUUACAGGGUGUCAGUAACUGAUACUGAUACGAUCUCUGUGUUCGACAAAAAAUCUCUAUCAAGGGCUAUAAUUAAGGAAACGAUCUUGAUCUAUGGUUCGUAUAUGUGGGACAAUUUCAACUGUGUUAUAGGCUACAAUGGCCGCAGUAUCUUCAUCAGGGGCUCCUUUGCAGAUCUCAACAAAGAAGUGUGUUUUAAAAAUUAAAAGAAAUUUGUAAAAAAUUGUAAUGAUCGUGAUAUAAAUAAUUUUACAAUUUAUAGAAUAA
This is a messenger RNA of Lutzomyia longipalpis, 4478 nucleotides long. RefSeq lists its product as uncharacterized. Gene Ontology annotation, molecular function: lipid carrier activity. Bases 47 to 4417 code for a protein of 1456 amino acids. Gene Ontology annotation, biological process: lipid transport. The record is from RefSeq and is a predicted model, not a curated record. The transcript has 6 exons. NCBI's taxonomy places the organism in Eukaryota, Metazoa, Arthropoda, Insecta, Diptera, Psychodidae.